AUGGCCACGGACGAGUCGCUCUUUGGCGCGUCAAUGGACGGCCUCCCGGCGUUCUUCACGAGCGGCCGCGUGGACGACACGAAGUACGAGUCGCUCCUGGCCGACCUGCGCGCGCACGACCUCUUGGGGCCCGUCGAGAGCGGCGCGCAGACGGGCGACGCCAGCAGCAGCGCGUCGCUGUUCUUCAAUGACGCGUUCUCGGCGGCGUUCAUGGGCACGUUCCAGUCCACUGCACGGGCAGCAGACGACAGAGCCGCCGGCGGAGCCCCUGGACGGCCGCCGCCGGGUCUCGCGGCGCCAGUGGGGCCGGUGUCGCCUUCAGAAGACCUCAAGUGGGCCCGCGGCCAAGCGGAGUUCUCGAGGCUCGAGGAGCAGUUCCAAGGGACAACUGCUACUGCCACUGCCGGCGGCGGCGGCGGCUCUGCAACAGGCGGACGGGCGCCGCCGCCCGGUCUGAGCCUGGAGCAGGACCCGGAGCUGGACGAGAGUCAGGUGCCCGGUCUCCGCGGCCUCGGACUGGACGACGACGAGGCGUCGGUCGCUGGUCAAGAAGAUGCUGCUCCGCCACUCAAGCAGACGGCGCACGCACCUCCUGGCGCUGCGUUAGGAGGGCCUCAGCCACCGGACCACCGGCCGCCGCCGGGUGCGUGGAACGCGCCGCAGCUGGCGCCGCCAAUGGCGCCUGCCAAUCCCCACCAGCAGUUCAUGCCACGGCCGCCGUCGCACAUGCAAGCGGGACAAGCUCCUCACCCCAUGUACAGACAGGGCGCACCCAUGCUGCCCAUGCCUCUGCCGAUGUACGGACGUGGACCGCCGCCUGUUUCGUUGCGACCGCCGUUUCCGGGCCCCCCGGGUGCAUUUGGGCGCUACGGUAUGCCACAUGGGCCACCGCACAUGCACCCGCCUGCUUUCAAGAUGAUGACUCCGCGGGAUGUGAACUUUGUGGUGCAGCAGCAGAUGAAGUGGCUGCGCUCGAGCGACCCGUUCAGUGAUGACUACUACUUCCACAACUUUAUGCAAAAGCGGACACGUGCAGGGGUGCCUGGUCGCCCAUCUGUCCCGCUGCCGUCGUGGAAAUUGCAGCAUGUAAAGUCGGUCGAUCCUCGAGAUGUACAGCGCGCAGUCAAGUCGCGCAACUGGGAGUCAGAGUACCAUGUGCUCGGACGCAACACGCAGAGCAGUUUGUACCGCCCGAAGCAGUCGCUCAACCUCGCGGAUACCGAAAGGAGUAGCUCGCCCCGUGUUUCUUCACCGACAGACACUGAGGGUGCUGAGCAAGCACCAUUGAGUACCGACACCGAUGGCGAGAAGACUGCACCCUCCUCUUCUUCUACGACAGCCGAGUCCAGCAGUGAAGUUGCCAGCUCUGUGCGUGUGCGUGGAUCGAGUCCUGGCGCCCAGACUGUGGCUGCGGAAGCCACCACCUCCAAGGUGCUGCGAAUGAGCAAAGAUGCGAGCCGCAACUCGGUAUUUGCCAAUGACACGUGGAACCUCCGCCUCCAGUUGGACCGCGGCAUGCAAUGUCUGCUGUCUCUACAGGACGCGCGCCACUUGCUGGAUGCUCGCGGGAUCAACGUGCAGCAGUUCCACUCGAUGAGCGAAGCUGAAAUGGAUCCGGCUCUUGUUGAGUUGCGCUCACGGACAACGUCGCUGUUGCUGGAAUUGGCGGCUUUGCUUGGUGUCAAUGUGAUUCAGCCGAGUGACGCGGACAGUGACGCAGCGUCCUGUGGUGUCAUGAGCUGCGACGUUCAGCAGUUGCUAAAGAUGCUGACAGCUGUCAAGGGGAAGAUGUUGGUGAGUCGCGCCCUGCCGCUGUUGCACCCGUCAGCCCGCUUUGUCCUCUUGCCUCAUCUCGUGGAUCAGCUUUUGUCUGGCAUCGGAAUCGAUCAUGGACGCCGCGUGGAAGCAAGCGAUGCAGGUGACGAUCGUCUGUGCCAGACGCUGGUACUCUUGUUGCUGUAUGUGCCGCCGACGCCGCCUGUUGAGCUGCUGACUGCUUGUCUCCAGCGUGCACUGGUUGGCCACGAGGUGCAGUCGUUGUCUGUCGUGUUGCACGACCGGGCGCGUGCGGAGGCUUUCCAGGCACUAUUGCAGCGCGGCGGAUCGGCUGUACAGCAGUUGACGGAGACUGAAGGAGUGAACGCUGAGCACGCGCAAAGCGUCAAGCAGGAGUGGGAGCACCACCAGAGUUUGUUUGUGCACUUGGCCACAGCUGUCAAGCAAGCGGCCUGA
Hyaloperonospora brassicae is the source of this 2232-nucleotide messenger RNA. The record is from the annotation of a GenBank genome assembly. Lineage: Eukaryota; Oomycota; Peronosporomycetes; Peronosporales; Peronosporaceae.